UGUUUUUCAGAACCGUUUCAUUUUUGACAACUUGUUUCAAAAUUAUCGUUUUGUCUGCAUCUGUUAUGACAUUUUUUAUUUGUUUUAUUGGAAACUAUAGAAUGCAAACCUCUCGUCAGUGUAUAUAAUAAUUUACGUCCAACAGAUGUGUUAUUUUAUGAACUAUUAUUUAUUUAUUUUAGGUCAUAUUUAACUCAUCCAGUAAAUGGAUGGUGUUGAAUAAGAUGACUAAAAGCAUGAAUCACUUAAUGAUUAUGAUUAUCACCACAGUGUGAUCUUUCUGUGUGUUUAGUCAUGUAGUCGACCCUGUACACACUCACUAGACAUACCUAAAGAACAAAGUGUGUAUUCAUAGUCCCAAUUUGCAGGAGAAUUGCAAAGCUUUAUUUACCGUGUAAACUUGUUCAUGCUGAGUUGCCAAAUGUCCUUCAUGGGUCUGUUAUGUCACAAAAACCUGAAGAUCCAGUUUGUGAGCGGCAGAGCAGCAUAAGAGCUCGGAGCUGCUGGACACUUCACAGAUCUGACCGACACUCAGGACACGGACUGCACUAACUCAAGAUGGCUCAUUACAAUCCAUCCUUAUCGUCUCCAUCAGACGAGGUCAAUCUGGGUGUGUCGGUCAAUCCUCAUGCCAAACCCACUGACUUUGACUUUCUGGCUGUGAUUGGUAAAGGAACAUUUGGGAAGGUGAGGCGCGUCUGAUGCCACUAUCUGAUUAACUGUGCCCCGUAUGACUUCACCAAUCAUUAACGCUUCAGAAGGAAGUCUGCGAAGGUGCUUUUAGCAAAACUGAAGGCAGAUGGGAAAUUCUAUGCAGUGAAAGUUUUGCAAAAGAAGGUGAUAUUGAAGAAAAAAGAGGUUGGUGUUUAUUUAAUUUUAUUUUUUUACAUGCAACCAGUUUGUUUUUCCAUAUAACCAGCCCUGGAGAGACUAUACAUCCUACAAAUGAAAGAUCAAAAAGCCUCAUUGCUCUGAUAAUGAUAGAAUCUAAUCUAAUCUGACUUUAACUCUGUCCUUUGUACCAUGAUAAUCUGUUACACUGUGUCCUGGCCAAAAGACUACAGUAGUUGUAGCAGUGACUAACUAACUAAUAGUUAGAUCCCAGUGUGUAAUACACAAGCGCUUGCAUAUUUUCAUUGUAUUUGCAUUGAAAAGCUCCUCUUGUCACUUGUCUCAUGGCCUGUCCUGGAUGGUGUCAGCUCAUAACUGUAUUCUCUUGUUCACCUCCGUCAAUGCUGCGUUGUGUGCAACAGCAAAAGAAUAUAAUGGCAGAGAGGAACGUGCUGCUCAAGAGUCUGAAACACCCUUUUCUGGUCGGGCUGCACUACUCCUUUCAGACCCCGGAGAAGCUGUAUUUUGUCCUGGAUUACGUCAACGGUGGAGAGUUAUUCUAUCACCUGCAGAGAGAGCGGUGUUUCUCAGAGGCACGAGCUCGCUUCUACACGGCGGAGGUGGCCAGUGCCAUCGGAUACCUUCACUCUCUCAAUAUAGUGUACAGAGACCUCAAGCCAGAAAACAUUCUGUUAGACCACCAGGGCCAUGUGGUGUUAACAGAUUUUGGCUUGUGUAAAGAAGGCAUAGAACCAGAAGGAACCACCUCAACCUUCUGCGGCACCCCAGAGUAUCUGGCUCCUGAGAUCCUACGGAAAGAGCCGUAUGACCGCACUGUGGACUGGUGGUGUCUCGGAGCUGUGCUCUAUGAGAUGCUUUACAGCUUACCUCCGUUCUACAGCCGGGACGUGUCUGAGAUGUACGACGCCAUCCUUCACAAACCUCUGCAUCUGCCUCCGGGGAAGUCUCAGGCCUCCAGUCACCUGCUCUACGGACUCCUGCAGAAAGACCAGCGCCGCCGCAUAGGAGCCAUUGCUGAUUUUUUGGAGAUUAAAAAUCAUGUGUUCUUUGCCCCCAUAAACUGGGACGACCUCUACCACAAGAGAAUCACUCCUCCUUAUAACCCAAAUGUGAGAGGCCCAGCAGACCUUCAGCACAUUGACCCAGAGUUCACCAGAGAGACGGUGCCCAACUCUGUGGGCCGCACCCCAGACCUCACCCCCAGCCUGGCCACCAGCAGCUCCAACGCCUUCAAUGGCUUCUCAUACAUCUCUGGAGAAGACGGCUUCCUCUGAGACUGCUCUCACCUUCAGGUCACUGAGCGCACGGUGUUUCUGGAUGCUGGAAAACACUGGACUGUAAUGAGGGCAAACGCUGUGACACAUGAACCUCAGCUGUCUGAUGAUGGGUUUUAAGAUGUUGUGCUCAUUUUGCAUUCAUAUUUCAUCAGCAUGCACGCAUGUCCGUUGUGUAAGACUAAAGGACAUUGCCUGAGACAGAUUUGUUCAUUGCACCACUGGAAAAGCAGAUGCAGUUGCAAAAUCUAGAUUUCUGAUCUUGCUUGUCUUUUGGGGAUUGUGGAUCUGCAAGCCUUACUCUUGGCAACACCCUCAUCUAACGUUCUUCAUCUGAUUAAUGAAAAGCAUGGAAAAUUACACCUUUGCUUUGUAACUUGUUGUGCAAAAUGUCCUGUAAUGCAAUGCUCUUCUGUUAUUGAAAAUGUCACAAUCAAAUCUAUUUUAUGUAUGAUCCAUACAUGUGAAGAUGAUUUGUCUAUGAAAUCAUGUAUUAAUGCUCAGAAAGUCUUCAGAAAAGUGUAAUACCACUUAUAAAUGCACUGGCUAUACAGGUAUAUUGCUCAUAAUGUUACAUGUUUUUGUUUAAGGUUUAGUAAGACCUUUGCUAAAGGUUCCUUUAAUCUUUGUCAUAUGUCAGAAUUCACUGUGGAAAAAAAAAUUUGCUAGGAGAUUUGACUUAAUUUUCCUCUGAUCUGGCACUUUUUGUAUCCAUAUGACAAAGUAGCAAUGAAUUCAUGCAAGACAUUA
This is a messenger RNA of Carassius gibelio (silver crucian carp), 2876 nucleotides long. Its product is annotated as serine/threonine-protein kinase Sgk2. The record is from RefSeq and is a predicted model, not a curated record. Gene Ontology annotation, biological process: protein phosphorylation. Lineage: Eukaryota; Metazoa; Chordata; Actinopteri; Cypriniformes; Cyprinidae. Gene Ontology annotation, molecular function: protein serine/threonine kinase activity; ATP binding. Bases 1176 to 2126 code for a protein of 316 amino acids. The transcript has 11 exons.